Messenger RNA from Helianthus annuus (common sunflower), 363 nucleotides. RefSeq lists its product as uncharacterized. The coding region runs from base 1 to 363 and encodes 120 amino acids. The record is from RefSeq and is a predicted model, not a curated record. The transcript has a single exon. NCBI's taxonomy places the organism in Eukaryota, Viridiplantae, Streptophyta, Magnoliopsida, Asterales, Asteraceae.
AUGGGUGACAAGAUUGAAUCCUCCACCAAGCAGCCACAAUCUGCUCCUCUUCACCCGGUCUACACGGUUACCGACAUUCAAAAGAAGGUCCGUGUUCUUGAUGGAUCUAAGGUCACGUAUUCUGCGUGGGUAAAGCUCUUCCAGCUUCAUGCACGUGGAUACGAGGUUUUGGAUCACAUCACGAAAGAACCGCCUCCUAAGGAAGACCCCACGUAUGAACAGUGGGCGAAGAUUGAUGCUAUUGUGCUCCAGUGGAUCUACUGUACCUUAUCCGAAGACUAUCUCCUUCGAGUUCUUGAAGCCGAGUCAACUGCUCUAGAAGCCUGGAAUCGUGUCAAGGCUAUUUUUCUCAACAACAAAUGA